AUGCGCCCCAAGGAACAGGUGCAGAACAGUGCGGGGGACGGGACGGGGUCUGGGGACCCAGCAGUAGGGACCCCCGCGACCCAACCUGCAGCCAGUCCGGCCCCGGAGCCCUCGGCGGAGCCCAAACCUGCUCCUGCGCAGGGAACCGGGUCCGGACAGCGAGCUCCAGGAUCCCGAGUCAAGACAGGAAGAUUUUGUCGGUCCAUGAUCAUCGGUGAUUCGGACGCGCCAUGGACCCGUUAUGUAUUCCAGGGGCCUUAUGGUCCCCGGGCCACUGGCCUGGGCACUGGGAAAGCCGAGGGAAUCUGGAAGACGCCAGCCGCGUACAUCGGCCGAAGGCCUGGCGUGUCCGGCCCUGAGCGCGCCGCGUUUAUUCGAGAGCUGCAGGAAGCACUGUGUCCUAACCCACCUCCCACGAAGAAAAUCACUGAAGAUGAUGUCAAAGUGAUGCUCUAUUUGCUGGAAGAGAAAGAACGGGACCUGAACACAGCUGCUCGCAUCGGCCAGUCCCUGGUGAAACAGAAUAGUGCUUUGAUGGAGGAGAACGGCAAGCUGGAAACGAUGCUGGGCUCAGCCAGGGAGGAGAUUUUACAUCUCCGGAAGCAGGUGAACCUGCGAGAUGACCUCCUUCAGCUCUACUCGGACUCCGACGAUGAGGAGGAGGAGGAGGAGGAAGAAGAAGAGGAAGAGGGGGAAGAGGAGGAGCACGAAGGACAGCGGGAUCAAGACCAACAGCAUGAUCAUCCUUACGGUGCCCCCAAGCCGCCCCCUAAGGUGGACACACAGCACCGCUGCCCACAGCUGGAAGCUCUGCAGCAGAAGCUGAGGCGACUGGAGGAAGAGAAUGAACACCUGCGAGAGGAGGCCUCUCACCUUGACAACCUGGAAGACGAGGAGCAGAUGCUCAUCCUGGAAUGCGUGGAGCAGUUUUCUGAAGCCAGCCAGCAGAUGGCAGAGCUCUCGGAGGUGCUGGUCCUGAGGUUGGAGGGCUAUGAGCGGCAGCAGAAGGAGAUCACCCAGCUGCAGGCCGAGAUCACCAAGCUACAACAGCGCUGUCAGUCGUAUGGAGCCCAGACGGAGAAACUGCAGCAGCAGCUGGCUUCGGAGAAGGGAAUCCACCCAGAGAGCUUUCGCGCGGGCUCCCACGUGCAGGAUUAUGGGAGCAAGUUUCGCGAUCGCCAGGAGGAUGGGAAGAACCAGCGCCAGCGCUCCUCGAUGCCCGCGACUUCUGUCGCCCACUAUGGAUACAGUGUGCCUCUGGAUGCGCUUCCCAGUUUCCCAGAGACGCUGGCUGAGGAGCUCCGCACAUCUCUAAGGAAGAUCAUCACUGACCCUGCCUAUUUCAUGGAGAGAUGUGAAAUCCGCUGCAAGGAGGAGCGAGAGCAGGAGCAGGGGGCGAUGCCACCACCCCCACCGCCGCAAGAUCUCAAGCCACCUGAAGAUUUCGAGGCUCCAGAGGAGCUGGUGCCUGAGGAGGAGCUGGGGGCCAUAGAAGAGGUGGGGACGGCCGAGGAAGGGCUGGCGGAAGAGGCAGACCGGGUGUCUGAGGAGACCGAGGCCUGGGAGGAAGUGGAACCAGAGGUCGACGAGGCCACGAGGAUGAAUGUGGUGGCCUCCGCCCUGCAGGCCAGUGGCCUGGGCCCUUCCCGCCUGGACAUGAAGUACGUCCUCCGGCAGCUGGCCAACUGGCAGGAUGCCCAUUCCAAGCGGCAGCAGAAGCAGAAAGUCGUCCCGAAAGACUCUCCGGCCCUGCAGCAAACAAACAUAGGGGAAGGGCGGGAUCUUGGAGCAGCAGCCCAGGGUCAGACCCAGGACGCUGGAGGACAGGAUCACUAACUCUCCCAGUACCAGAGAGGAGGAGGGGCCUUCAGGCCACGGUCGGACCAGUCCUCUGGGUGAGUGAGGGAUUUAUAGGGUGCGUCAGGGUCUCCUUUGCCUAUCUAGA
Arvicola amphibius (Eurasian water vole) is the source of this 1945-nucleotide messenger RNA. It is a transcript of the gene Hap1, whose product is annotated as huntingtin associated protein 1. Gene Ontology annotation, biological process: neurotrophin TRK receptor signaling pathway; anterograde axonal transport of mitochondrion; neurogenesis. The coding region runs from base 1 to 1836 and encodes 611 amino acids. The record is from RefSeq and is a predicted model, not a curated record. Gene Ontology annotation, cellular component: dendrite. Lineage: Eukaryota; Metazoa; Chordata; Mammalia; Rodentia; Cricetidae. The transcript is spliced from 12 exons. Gene Ontology annotation, molecular function: signaling receptor binding.